Messenger RNA from Chlamydomonas reinhardtii, 4874 nucleotides. RefSeq lists its product as uncharacterized. Lineage: Eukaryota; Viridiplantae; Chlorophyta; Chlorophyceae; Chlamydomonadales; Chlamydomonadaceae. The record is from RefSeq and is a predicted model, not a curated record. The transcript has 6 exons. The coding region runs from base 92 to 3580 and encodes 1162 amino acids.
GCCCUCAAGCCAGCUGCUGCAGGCUGUUGCAACAGCCGGCAAGCGCCUGCCCUGGGCGCACCUGGCCGCACGCGAGGAGGCAGCGGCCGGGAUGGGGGUCAGCACGAGUGGGCGGGGUGCAGAUGGAGACCAGACGGAUGCGGAGACGAGGCGGGGCAAGCAGCAGCAGUCGGCGGCUCAGGACUGGUCGUGGCUGGCCUCUCCGCCCUGGGGUGUGGUCCCGCUGCCGCCGGAGCUGGCGUGCCGGGUCGGCCCACAUGGGCGGCUGCGGCCCGGCGCAUGCGGUGCCGCCGAGGCCAUUGCAACACACGCUGAGUCAGUCGCCUCAGCCUGUCCUCCGCAUGCGCACCUGGACCCGCGCUGCGCUCAGCUGCACACACAGCUGCACCGCAUGGCGGCGGCCGUGCAGCAGGUGCUGGCGGUGGCAGCUCUGGCUACUACAGGAGGGACGGCUUCAGCCGCAGAGGGCGGGGCUGCCGCAGCGCCUGAUAGCGUGGCCAAGCUGCAUGCUCUGACACCUGUAUGGGUUGGGAACAUGUUAGUGUUCGGCGGCCAGGCGGCCGCAAUUUCAGAACUCGCAGCCCGGAUAUCCACGCUUGCCACGACAGCCGCUGAAGCACUGUCAGACGGCCCCGGCUGCCAGCGUCCGACUCGGGACCCGGCGGUGUUGCUGGGGGCGACCAGCGCGCAGCAGACGGCCUUGCAAUUGGUAGAUGUGGCCUUCGGGCGGUCCGUCAUUGACCAUAGGGAGCGCUGGGAAGCUUGCAAUCGGUUGCAGCCGGUGCUGGAAUGCGGCUUGCUGGAGCCCCACUUGCUGUCCUCGAGUGGGCCCACAUCCGGGCGGGAGCAGCAGCAGCAGCAGAGCCGGGGCCAGCAUGUCGUCAUGGCGGCGUGGCGCGGCGAGCGGCAGCAGGUGCAGGAACUGCUGGUGUUUCUGACGAAGGGGCAGCCGCAGCGGGAGCUGGGGGCAGGCGGCCAGAGCCCCUGGCGGGGGCUGUGGAAGCGCAUGGAGGGCUGGGCUGCCGACCGCCGUAGCCAGCAGUGGGCCUGGCUGUUGCAGAUGGCCGCGGCUGGCGAGGAGGCGGAGGCGGCGGUGGGUGUCGGCGCCGCCGGUGCCGCGGGGCAGGAGGACGCGCAGGUGGUCCGCGCAUGGGGAGAGGCAGCGUCUGAGGUGCUAAGGGGAGCCACCUGCUGGCUGGGGCUUUACGCCGUGCUACGGGCCGGGCUGCACGCCGAGGCGUCGGCCGCCGGCCACUACAAGGCCCUCAACUUCGAUGCCAAGCGUUUUCAGGCGUUGGCGUGUGAGCUAGACCCGUUUGUGAUGGCGCCGGCCUUCCCCAUGUUUCUCCUAGCGCGGGCAUUGGAGCCCAAUGAACCCGCGUCACCAACUGACUUCUACAACGCAUUGCUGCUCGGCCAACUGCCCGACCUCCCGGACCUGCAUUGGCCAACCGCCGGGCCCGCCGCCAACCGGUCGCCCGCCGCGCGCCGCCGCCGGGACGGCGGCCCGCCGCCGCCGCCACCCCUAUCGUACGCUCACUGCCUGGAGGUGAUGGAUGGCUACCUGCGCGAGCCGCACGCAACAAUCGCCAUGUUCAGAGCCCUGUGGCACAGGGAUAAUCAGCACGUCAGCACUGCAGUGGGCGAGCUGAUCCGGAGCUGGCAGGACGCCUGGGCUGCUGCUGACACGGCGGCGCAGGAGGAGGAGCUAAAGCUGCAGAGAGGCCGGGCUCUGGCUCACGAAGUGUGGCGGCGCGGCGGCAGCGGCGGCGGCGUGCUGUCGGACCAAAGCGUACGGCACGUGCUGACUAAGCUGGAGGCCAUACACGAAGCCGCCGCAGAUGCAGCGGCAGUGGGCGACGGCGGCGAUGGCCUUGAUGCCGUACUUGCCGGCCUCGCCGGCGGCUGGGGCGAGUUCUACAUUAGCGAUGAGGAGGUGGCGGCGGCACAUGACGACCUCGCCCUGUACGCCAGGAGUGCGGGCGUGGUCGAGGCGCUGGCGGCGGUGCACGAGUGCCGGCCGGCGGCGGCGGCGCUGGCGGCGGCGCUACGCGCGCUGAAGCUGCUGCGCAUUGUGCCGGGAGCGGUUCCACCAGCCUCCUACCUUACCCCGGAAGCCGCAAGGCUGGCGAACGCGGGAGUGGCGGCGGCGCCGUUGCCGCCGCCACUUGUGGCGGCCGCCCUUAUGGCGGCGGCCGGUGGCGGCUGCGACUUGGUGCGGCUGCGUGUGCCACCGCCGGGCGACGAGGACGUCAACGCGGCCGCGCUGCUUCUGGGCAUGAGCAUGCACACGCUGGCCUAUGCGCCGGCGACGGCUGCGGCCGGCACCCACCUGCUGUUCCAGCCGGCCUUCUGUGAGUGCGCCGCGCAGCCGCAGGCAGCGGGCGCUGCUGCGGGCAACGUACGAGCGGCACCGAGCGGCGUCAGCGGCGGCCGUGGCGGUGGCGUCCGUGGCGGCGGUGGCGGUAGCGGUGCCCGGGAGAUAGAACUGAAUGUGUGCCGUGCGUUCAAGCCGGAUUGGCCGCAGAGCGAUGCGGAGGCGUGUGCUUCCAAGUGGCCUUACCCCUGGCUGGCCGUUCGCGAUGUAGCGGUGGCGCAAUGGACGGACAAGACAACGGUUCCGGAGAUGGUGUUGUUCCUGCGGCUCAACCUGCUCGAGCGGCAUCUGGGCAUCUGCGCGGCGGGGGUGCAGGGCGUGGCGGCGCUGGCGCGAGUGCUGACCGCCGUGGCAAAGCUGCGAGAGGAGCUGUGCCGGCCGUCUGGCGCCAAAGCCGCAGCCGCGCCACCAGCUCGCGAUUUUGCAGUGCAGAUCAACCGGGUGCUCGAGUACGGAGACGAGACGGCAGCCACAGGCGAGAGCAGCGGCAGUGGUCAAAGUCACUGCGCAAACGGCAGGAGCGAUGGCCAGCAGAGCGGCGGCGGCGUGGCAGAUGGGGCGCACAGUUCCCGCGUUGACGCGCUGCCGCUGGAGCUUCUGACGCACAACCUCUCGGACGAAGCAGCACAUCGAGCGCCGCCACUCCCAUCGGGGGCGCAGCGGCGGCAGGUGCUGACGGUCCCAGCGCCGCCAAUGCGGCGGGGCCGCGGCACCGGCAGCGGCACCGCCACCGGCAACGGCACCGGCAACGGCGUCAACGGUUCGCCGCAGCACUCGCAACCCGCGGGGGCGCAGCCCCAACAGUCGCAGACGGUGACAAUGGUGGAGCUGGUGCCUGAGGCUGCAGGGGUUGAGUACGACCCGAGCACCUUGCAGGACCCCGCGGUCAGCAGGCAGGCGGCGCAACUGCUAGCGACGCUGGCGAACGGGGCGUUGGCUGACGUGGAGCUGGCCGCCGCGGCGGUGCUGUGUCGGCUGCGGCAAGCGGAGGGUGCGGAGGAGCAGCAGGAGGAGCAGGAAAGCGCAGGGCAGCGGCGGCGCAAGGCGCAGCAGCGGAGGCUGCCACGUCACUGCCUGAAGCUGGACGUCUGGAUCCAUGAGGUGGCGCCCGGGCGCCCCUGGGAGCUGGUGUUGCCGCCGGCGGAGCGUGUGGCGGACUGGAACAAAAAGAUGGGGAAGCUGGUGCUGGCCGCGAAGCGCUAAGGCAGCAGGUGGACGGCCGGAAGGUGGGUGUGCUGGGGUGGACCGCUGCCAGAGCAGUCGCGCCCUGCGAGCCCCCAGCAUGCAGGUGACAGCAACCGCAGUGGUGCAAUGACCGUGUGUGUGUGUAUGUGUGUAUGUGUUGGUGUAGUGAUGGUGUGCGCGUUUGAGUAUGGUUUAAUGUGUUGACAUGCACCCUCAUGUAGGGUUUCGCAGGACGCGCUGCAGCCGCUGCCAUGUUGUACCUUUAGGUAGCGUUUUGAAACACUUCAGAUUGCUCGGACCGUUGUAUUUGCUAUGCAUUAUAUUGUUUUCGAUAUAUGCUUAAGGCUGCCGUUAUUUGGAUAUAUGCUUGAGGCUUGCCUGGUGGGCGGCGGAGGCCCCACGAGCGGCCCUCCCCUCGCGCCCCCCCCCCCAGGAACCGGUUCCACUGAACCGGUACCCCCCGGAACGGUGCACGGCGCCCCGCGUAUAAUCCCUAGUGGGCGGGUGGACGCCCCACGAGCGGCCCCCCCGCUCUUUGAGUAAGCAGGAUGACGCGGAAUCGUUUGAUGGUUGCCAAGUUCUUUGCUUGGCGGGAUGGACAACUACCGUCUUAUCUCUCGGCGGCCCCUGAAAAAUUGGUCAGAGAUGUUUGUAUGGGUGUUGCGUGCGUCAUGACGCUAUGGAGACAAGGUGUGUGGUAGCGAUGCUGUGCAAGGAUCCUAGCGAUGCGGAGUGGAGGUGGAAUGGCUACCCCAAAAGUGUUACUGUACGGUAGCGAGUGGCCGGAGUUGUGGUUUACUAGUGGCAGGAGUUGUGGUCUGAUUGUGGCGCCAGUUGGUCAAACUGAGGACUGAGAGCAGAUGCAUAGCAGGAGUAGUUCUAGUAGUUCCAGCACGGUGCAGGAGGCCACAGAAGGGAUGAGGGCCACAGAACGUAACUGAUGAACAUAACGGAAACCCCCGGAUUUCCGGGCAAGGAAACGCCAGUCUGAAUAAAGUUUGGAUUUUGGUUGACUGAGUCGGAUUUCCUCUCUGACUGUACGCCUUUGUCGGCAAGUAGUUCGGGUGAAUGGAUGAGGCGGUGUGGCUAGUGGCUAAUUGGGCGCUUUGAUGCCCUAGUGCCGAUACGGAUCACGGCGGGCAGGAGCAGAGCACAUCAAUGGCAGGGGGGGAGCUGGGCGCGUUCGGCGGUACAAGGAAGACAAGAGGGACAUUCCGUGCAGAUGGUUGCGAUGAGAACUCUGCCACUGUGUCCACGCAUUCACUUCGCGGUUCGCUGAGCGCAAGCAUGCACUAUGUAAGGUGCGAUCAGU